Ceratosolen solmsi marchali is the source of this 2091-nucleotide messenger RNA. Its product is annotated as UPF0704 protein C6orf165 homolog. Lineage: Eukaryota; Metazoa; Arthropoda; Insecta; Hymenoptera; Agaonidae. The transcript is spliced from 14 exons. The coding region runs from base 238 to 2052 and encodes 604 amino acids. Gene Ontology annotation, biological process: regulation of cilium beat frequency. The record is from RefSeq and is a predicted model, not a curated record. Gene Ontology annotation, cellular component: axoneme; ciliary basal body.
CCUUUGAACCAAUCGUCGUGUCAAAUUAGAGUUGAAUCGGCAACAAAAUAAAAGACGAAUCGUAAGCAGAAACAUCCGGCGACAGAGUGCAGCUAGCAGUAAUUAAAAAUUUUAAAGGCCGUUUUACCAGUCAGUCUUCGUCACUCACCACUUAUCGAUCAAACUUACUAUCUGCUCUAUACAAUGUACUAUCAACUCAAUAUUUGACAUUCACCAAGUGUAUUACUCAUUUAGAACAUGGACACUUCGUUAUAUAACUUCAUACAAGAAAUCACCAAUGAUUGCAAAAAAAGAAAUAUCAAUGUAUCCGAAGAAUUUGUGGCAUUUUUACUGUCACUUAUAUCAUUGAAUUCAACUUAUCAAGUGGACGAUCAUAAAGAUGAGACGAACAGUGAAAAGAAAAUACGUGCAGCCGUAAUAGAAAAAUUGCUUGAUCAAUCUGGGCCCAGCCUUCUGACGUUGAAGACUCAAUUCCACUUUGCCAAACAUUAUAUAGACAGAGAUAGUAUUAUUAAAAAGCACAGAGAUCGUCUUAUAUAUAAAACUGCACCAUUGGUUAAAGAAAUUUGUGAUGUAAAUAAGCUAGAUAAUACAAAAGAAAUGGAAGUAUUGUACCAGAAAAUGCUUGUAGUUAUUACACUUUUAAGUGGCUUAGGGAAUCCGACACUUCCUGUGGUGCUAAGAGAAGUUGCUAUCGCCCUGCAAAGCGUUCUUCAGCCUUCGGAGCUUCCGCGCUAUGUUACUUUAUCAAAGCCAGCGAAGGAAGAACAAUUGAUGGAGCUAGUUUUUAUCGUAGCAGGCAUUCGCCUCUUUAACCGCGAUUGCCAGCGCGGCGGCAGCGAUAUCGACGAUCUGCCGAGCAUUUUACAGGCAGGCGUGAAUAGGACACACUCAUCAAUUAUUCAAUUACUCGAAAUGCUCAUGGGAAAAGUGUAUAAAUUCACUGCUGCCAUUGAAGCUGCCAUACACAAUCGCGUCGAAUUCGAAAACGAUCUUGAGUUAAAAGAUAUUAUGUGGUCUAUAGAAAUGCUCCUUGCUAGUAGGCAACUGGAAAUUUAUGUAAGAAAAUUACUAGCAGAUCUACAACUCUGUAAUGAGGAAAUACGAUGUUUGAUAUGUGGCUUCAAAAAUCGACUAAUCCAACUUCAUGAAAUGGUGAAAUAUAGAACAGCUAUUCCUACUGCGCAAGUCUAUCCACAAUUUAAAGACCUUGCUAACAUUUGGCUGAAAUUGCAAGACGAAGUUAUUACUUUAAGCUAUAUCAAUGAAAUGCUUUGGAAAUUGCAAUGCUUUUUUCCCAAGAUUGUAGAUACUCAUCAUCGUACUAUUUUAAACAAACUACUGAACAAGGUUCAAGUAGUGUCCGAUGCUGAACGAAUGGAGAAAACUAUGGGAAAACUAAUAGUGGAUUGUGGAAACUGUUCUCUAGCUUAUCCUAGUCACAACAACAAUUUCAGUCAAAUGAAUCUACAAUUUCUUGGUUUUUGUAUUUGGAGUUUUGUUGUUGGAAAUGGGGCAUUAAUCCCAGGAAAUCCAAACAUUGGUGUAGCCGAAUGGAGAGGCAAGUGGUUCGCUUUUUGUUCUAUCGAGGCAGCUCGACAGUUUGGAGAAUAUCCAGACAGAUUUUUACAAACAGCUUUGGAUAUUGUAAAGAUGCAUGAAGAGUAUAUUCAUUUUUUUCAACUUUAUAAAGAUAUUCAAACCAUGAAUCGUGAAGAAAGGUUAUCAGCAGAAUAUUUCCCAUUUAAAAUUAGUCAAAAUCAAGAAGUUCAAACGGAAACACAUGUUUUUCCUGCAUUUAUUGAUAUUAAUUAUUCAUCAAGUCUUUGGGUACACCGACAAAGAGCUCUGCAAUUUGCAAAUAUUUGUCAAUGUAUGACACGAAGUACACAGACAAUCAAGUCGCACUUUAGAACUGAUAUUUAUUUACAAACAUUAAUGCCAAAGGAAAAAGAAGUUCAGACGCCAAAGGAGAGUGGUACAAAUCCAAAGAAGUUAAACAAGUGUAUAUUUGGUCUUCGAAGCAAAAAUAAUGUGCAAUUUAUUAAUUAAACUUUGAACAAAUAAAAAACUAAUGCCUAAGGUUUUGUC